This is a messenger RNA of Monosiga brevicollis MX1, 2751 nucleotides long. RefSeq lists its product as uncharacterized. The record is from RefSeq and is a predicted model, not a curated record. The coding region runs from base 1 to 2508 and encodes 835 amino acids. The transcript is spliced from 5 exons. NCBI's taxonomy places the organism in Eukaryota, Choanoflagellata, Craspedida, Salpingoecidae.
AUGGCAAAGCUCUUGGCCGUCAUGCUCGGCCUGCUGGCGCAGGUACAUCUUGGUGCUGCUGCGGCUGAAAAUUGGCCCUUGGCUGGAGGUAUUGGUAUGUUUACCCAUUCGACGGCUUGCCCCGCCCCCACCUCUUCCCUCAGCGCUGUUGUUGCAAGGCAAACGGCCGGCAACUCGCGAUCAAAGACCCAAAACUCCCAGCCGCUGCUCACCUUACUUUCCUUUUUGUACGUGCCGUGUCGCUUCCGUCGCAAUGUGGCUAUUAUAGAAACGCUGCAGGGAACUGCGUCGCGGCAAGGCCCCGGCGAGGACACGUUUCGCUUUGCCAUUCUGUUUGCCGAGCCCAUGCCUGAUGAUCCAUACGUGAGCAUUGACAUGAUCGCCAUUGAUGGUGAUGACUUUGCCUUGGCCUUUGCCGAUGAUCCCGUCACCGACCCCCGCGGCUUUAUUGUCGACGUUCUCUGCGCCGAGCCAGCCUUGGCCAACGCCACCAUCCAUUGGCGGGCCACCUUUCAGGGCCCCUGCGAGGCGCACAGCCAUUGCCCUGACAGCCAGUACUGCGACACGUACGCUGGGUGCGACGACUGCAUGGUGUGUCACCAACUGCAAGAUACCUUCGACGGUGGUGCUUGCCCUGAGCGAUGCAUGCCUAAAGUCUCCGAACCAGAGGAAUUCGACUUUCCCUCCCCUUGUCUCGUGUGCCCAGAACGCACUUACCCCUGCGGGAAUGCCUGCGUUGACGUCUAUGGUCUGGAACUGCCCGAAUGCUAUGCAUCGCCUGGUUGCGCCGUUGGCUUUCAACGCGGCUCUUUGACCGCCUACAACGAUAACCUCUUCAGCCUAAACUCCACCUACGCCACGCAGCUCAAGGCCGACGCAGCCUUAGCCCGCGUGAAUAGCAUCGACCCAAACUAUGCCCCUCGAGAGCUAUACGAGUCUUUGAGCCGCGUGCGCUCUACCUCGCUUUGUGCCACUGUGGAGUGCGCUCCACCAGAGACCUGCUACGGUGAAGCCACGUGCACAAACGGCGUGUGCUCGACCAAUCCUUUCUUGGCCGCUGGUACCGAGUGUGAUGAUGGCAACAACCGGACCACAAGCGAUGUGUGCGAUGGUGCUGGCACCUGUGCAGGGAUUGACCUCUGUGACGGCGUGGUGUGCACGGCGCUGGAUCAAUGUCACGUGCCUGGAGAGUGCUUCCAGGGUGUUUGCUCCAAUCCACCAGCACCGGUGGGCACAGUUUGUGAUGAUGGCCUGGUCUACACCAACGACACGUGCAAUGGCUUUGGCCAAUGCAUUGGUGUUGAUCUCUGCGAGAACGUGACCUGCACUGCCGCUUCUCAGUGCCACGCCGUGGGCGUCUGUAGCUUUGGAAGCUGCUCUGACCCGGUGCUCCCCGAGGGCGUGCCCUGCGACGAUGGAAUCGCGUACACCAACGAUACCUGCGACGGCGCUGGCGCGUGCGUUGGUGUAGAUCUCUGCGACGGCGUCGUUUGCCUGCCCCCCAGCCAAUGCCACGUGCAAGGGACCUGCAGUUUUGGAGAGUGUACCCCGGUGCCUGCUAUGGCGGGCACGCCCUGUGAUGAUGGUCUUAGCUACACCAACGACACCUGCGAUGGCUGGGGCGUAUGUGUCGGCGUUGACCUCUGCGAGAACGUGACCUGUACUCCGGCGUCCCAAUGUCACGAUGUGGGUACUUGCAGCUUUGGUAGCUGCUCCAAUCCUACCAAAUCAGAUGGGACGCCCUGCGACGAUGGCAAUGGCAUGACUGACUUUGAUGAGUGCGUCGCUGGCGUGUGCCAAGGCGUACUGCAGCCUACUGUCGGACCAACGCAGAGUAUGGGCUUUCAGACAGUAGCUGUCAUUGAGCUCAUCACACCCAACGCUUCUCUUGCAACGAUAAGCGCCUUCAUCGCUGCCGCCAUCCCGGGCGUGUAUGGCGACGAUGUGCACGUGAAUGAGACCCUUCGCGAGCUUCGGGCCACGGCCAGUGCCAUCCGCGAUGUGCAGCGUCUGGAGCUACGCAUCAACACUCGAGUCUUUGGCGAAACUUACGUGGUGUCCCAGCUGGACAUGCUUCUGAAUUCAAGCACCUUUGCCGCCCUGACAACGACUGAACCCGAUGGCAAAGUUGUCAUCCUUAGUGCACCCCAUGCCAUCCUUCGGUGCUUGACAGAUGAGGUGUGCCCUGCCCUAUCCUGCGCUGAUGAUGAGAUUGAGUAUCAGUCGCAAUACCCCAGCGUGCGCCGCUGCUGCGCCGUCUGUCUACGCCGGGCUCUCUAUGAUGCGACAGAGAUCGAGGCUUACCAAAAAGCCACCCAGCAUUGGAUGGCAGCUCAAGCUGAGCAAGACGCCGAUUUCGUGACGCGGGAUCUGGCCGAGUACGAGCAAGAGCUGGCUGCCUUUAAAAUGGAGCUGGAAGCUUAUGAGACGGAUGCAGCUGCAUGGGAUUUGGAAUGGGCCAACUACACAACUCGCGAGGAAUUAUUUUACAGAUUGACCUGCCCUUGAGCUCAGCAGCUGCGAACCUCGACCGCUACGAGUUGACAGCAUAUCCGUUUUCCAAGUCAAUUUGGGUCGCAGAUGCUGCACGGCAGCCUUGUCUCUGCAGCAGACUCACAUAUUGUUUUUCUCAUCAUAACUGAACCUAGCCUGAUCGACUGCUCUGUUUGUUUGUGUGGUCUUGAGCGGUCUGAGUCUUGCAAAAUUGCUUCGUGUUGGCCACUGACGCGGCUAAUUGACGUCUCUGGAUGU